Anopheles coustani is the source of this 784-nucleotide messenger RNA. RefSeq names its product density-regulated protein homolog (gene DENR). Gene Ontology annotation, biological process: formation of translation preinitiation complex; translation reinitiation. Lineage: Eukaryota; Metazoa; Arthropoda; Insecta; Diptera; Culicidae. The coding region runs from base 72 to 671 and encodes 199 amino acids. The record is from RefSeq and is a predicted model, not a curated record. The transcript is spliced from 2 exons. Gene Ontology annotation, molecular function: translation initiation factor activity; mRNA binding.
GAUGCCGCAAAGUUUUGACGUGCAAUACUGAAAAAUAACACGAUAGGUUCGUGGAAAAGGUAAUCGAUAACAUGGCAACUGAAAUCCCGGAACGUUUGAUUAUUGGCCCAAAGAAUGGUGUGGUCUACCCGCUCACCGUAUCCUACUGCGGCAAUUGUUCGAUGCCCCUAGAGUACUGUGAAUACUACCCGGACUACGAGAAAUGCAAACAGUGGUUGGAGAAAAAUCUACCAGAUGAGUUCGAGCGGAUGAAGAUGGGUGGCACAGGCCCUGAGGGUGGCACCGCCACUGCCGGAUCUGGAACCGCUAAUACCUCCGCCGAGCCAGCCGAUGCGGAUGACGAGAAAAAGCGACAGAAACGCGGCGGAAAGGGAAUGAUGAAAACUAAAAAGACCAAGGAAGAAGGACCGAAAAAAGUCUGCCUAUCGAGGUCUGCCCGCGGUCGUAAGAAAUCCGUAACGGUGGUUACGGGCCUGGCCACCUUCGAUAUAGACCUGAAGCUGGCGGCCAAAUUUUUUGGAACUAAGUUUGCCUGCGGUUCAUCUGUAACAGGAGACGACGAGAUCGUCAUUCAGGGCGAUGUGAAGGAUGACCUAUUCGACAUUAUCCCGGAAAAGUGGCCCGAAAUCGAUGAAGAUUUUAUAGACGACCUCGGCGAUCAGAAACGGUGAAGCGUUUAUGUGAUGAUGCUCAUGGCGGCGAAAGGGCAACAACCUCAUGAUGAUUGAUGUAAUGUGAUUAUUUAUCUGAUUCGUUGUCGAAAUACAUAGCUGCUGCACUUCAA